AUGCAAUCGUCCGCUUCGAUUCUUCUGGUUCUUGCCACAAUCUCUUGCUGCAAUGCUCUGCUCUUUGGCCUCAUCGGAACAGAGCAGUCUGUGGCAGUCACGGGAAAGCUGACAUGCAAUGGAGAGCCAGCGGCACAUGUUCGUGUGAAAUUGUAUGAGAAAGAAGCCACACUCGAUGUGUUGUUGGGCGAGGGAACUACGGAUGAGAAUGGAGAAUUCUCGUUGCAAGGACACAAGGUUGAAGUCAGCACUAUCGAUCCGAAAUUGAACAUCUAUCACAAGUGCAACUACAAAGGAGUAUGUUUCGGAGAGGAGAAAUGCUACCAGAAAUCUUCGCUCACUAUCCCAGAUAACUUUAUUACCGAAGGAGAGGUUCCACAAAAAACAUUCAACAUGCCUAGCUCUACUAUAUUGAUCCUUUUCGUUUUGGUCUCCUCAUGUCUUUCGAUCUCCAUCGAAAUCGGAAAUCUCCAAUCGGUUGCCGUCAACGGAACACUAUUGUGCAACGACAAACCAGCCAACAACAUCAAAGUGAAGUUGUACGAAGAGGAAGCCAUUCUUGACGUUCUUCUUGACGAGAGAUUCACCAGCGAAAGCGGCACCUUUGAGAUGUCGGGAUCCAAGUCUGAAGUGACGACGAUCGAUCCAAAGUUGAACAUCUACCACAAAUGCAACUAUGACGGGAUCUGUGUUCGCAAAAUCUCCAUUAUGAUUCCACCUGAGUAUGUGACCAACGGAGAGAAACCAGCUCGUGUCUAUAACAUUGGAGAAAUCAAUUUGGCUUCCAAAUUCAGUGGUCAAUCCACUGAUUGCUUCAACUGA
Caenorhabditis briggsae is the source of this 822-nucleotide messenger RNA. RefSeq names its product Protein CBR-TTR-30 (gene Cbr-ttr-30). Gene Ontology annotation, cellular component: cell surface. Lineage: Eukaryota; Metazoa; Nematoda; Chromadorea; Rhabditida; Rhabditidae. The record is from RefSeq and is a predicted model, not a curated record.